Heterobasidion irregulare TC 32-1 is the source of this 945-nucleotide messenger RNA. It is a transcript of the gene cpx1, whose product is annotated as Chloroperoxidase 1. NCBI's taxonomy places the organism in Eukaryota, Fungi, Basidiomycota, Agaricomycetes, Russulales, Bondarzewiaceae. Bases 1 to 945 code for a protein of 314 amino acids. Gene Ontology annotation, molecular function: peroxidase activity. The transcript is spliced from 3 exons. The record is from RefSeq and is a predicted model, not a curated record.
AUGGUUCCCCACGCAUACAUCAUGUCCUUGCUCACCGGGUCGAUCGUCGCCACAAGCACGAGCAUCGUGCCCCCCGUCGCAGAAUCUGCCGCGCCGACGGAGGCACUAGUUCUUUCCCUCCGCCUGCAGCAACUGGGCUCCUGCUUCCGCCGCGGCCUUCUCCACAUCGCACACCUGCUCAUUCUUCUCAUCGCGACCAUUGUACCCCGUCGGUUCCUCCCUCCAAGGCAGAGACCACACCCACCAGUCGCUUUUCCUGGAACGGGCCAUGAGUUCGUGCCAAGAAAGGCGACAGACUCCCGUUCGCCCUGCCCCGCGCUCAACACCCUCGCGAACCACGGAUACCUCCCACACAACGGGCGCGACAUCCACGCCUCCCAGAUUGUCUCCGCUCUCCGAGAAGGGUUCCAUCUCUCUCUCCCGCUCUCCGUCUUCCUCACCUUCGGCUCGUACCUCCUCCUUGGCCAGUUCCGCCGCCUCUCCCUCGGUGACCUCGCACGGCACGGCGCAAUAGAGCACGACGCGUCUCUCGCACGGCGCAACGCGCGCGCGACAUCCGAGUACGCUCCGUGCAAGCUCGAUGAAGAUGCGCUGAAGGCGCUGCUAGAGGACUCGGCGGAUGGGAGUGGGCUCACGGCGCACGACAUCGCGCGUGCGCGCGUUCGCAGGGAAAACAGCCUCCGCGUGCCGCUCGACCACAUGCACGCGGAGAUCGCGCGCGGGGAGAUGGCGCUCGUCCUAGGUAUAUUCGGGCAGCACGCUGGGGCCAGUGCAGUAGAGGCAUCACAAGAAGAUGAAGUCCCGCUCGAGCUACUGUCAGAGUGGUGGAACACGGAGCGGUUCCCAGACAACUGGCGGCCAACACGGAUCCAGGGUCUGCUGCAGACUGUGCGUGCGGCUGCCGACAUCCGGAAGGCCAUGGAAGAGAAGCAGAAGGCCCGGUGA